CUCACUGACUCGCCCCACUCCCCCAACCCCAAGAUGCCCAAUUCUCUCCUGCUUCUCCUCCUCGUCCUCCGCGCAGUCGCCGGAGACGCCGCCGCCGAUUCAGCAGACCCCUGCGCGGGCCGUAGGAUCCACAUCCGGGACUUGCCCCCGCGCUUCAACACGCAUCUCCUCCGCCACUGCGACGCCGCCUUCCCGCUCGCCGACCCGUCCUCGUCGGUCACCUCUGCGCCGACCUGCGAGUCGCUCGCCAACCACGGGCUCGGCCCGCGCACCCACGCCCGCAGCCGCUCCUGGUACCGCACCGACGCGCGCCUCCUGGAGCCCUUCUUCCACCGCCGACUCCUCGAGCGCCGCUGCCUCGUCGCCGACCCGAGCCUCGCCGACGCCGUCUUCCUCCCGUACUACGCGGCGCUCGACUCUAUCCCCUACGUGCUUGACCCCUCGCUCCUCAACUCCUCCGCGCUUCACGGCGCGUCCCUUGCCCAGUUCCUGGCGCGCGACCGGCCUCAGAUCCUGGCGCGUCGGCACGGGCACGACCAUUUCAUGGUCCUCGGCGGGUCCGCGUGGGACCACUCGCAGCCGCCGCACGCGGAGCCCCGGCUGCUGGGCACCACGUCGCUGGUCAGGCUGCCGGAGUUCGAGAACUUCACGUUCCUGGCGCUGGAGUCGCGCUCGUGGCCGUGGCAGGAGCACGCGAUCCCGCACCCGACGUCUUUCCACCCGGCCUCGCUCCCGCGGCUGGAGGCUUGGCUCGCGCGCGCGCGGCGCUCCCGCCGCACCACGCUGAUGCUCUUCGCCGGCGGCGUCUCGCGCCCGUCCAGGCCCAACAUCCGGGGCUCCAUCCUCGCCGAGUGCGCGAACCGCACCGACGCGUGCGUCGUCGUGGACUGCUCGGCCGGCAAGUGCUCCCACGACCCCGUCCGGUACAUGCGCCCGAUGCUGGGUGCCAAGUUCUGCCUGGAGCCGCCGGGGGACACGCCGACGCGGCGGUCCACGUUCGACGCCAUACUCGCCGGGUGCGUGCCGGUGUUCUUCGAGGACGCCGCGGCGAGGCGGCAGUACGGCUGGCACCUCCCCCCAGGGCGGUACGACGAGUUCUCCGUGUACAUACAGAAGGAGACGGUGGUGCUCGGGGGCGUGAAGAUCGGGGAGACGCUGGCGGCCGUGCCCGACGCGGAGGUGCGGAGGAUGCGGGAGCGCGCGCUGGAGAUGGCGCCCAGGGUGCUGUAUCGGAGGCACGGGAGCACCGCGGAGCUGAGGGAGGCGGGCAAUGACGCGGUCGACCUAGCCGUGGACGGCGCGCUCCGGAGGAUACGCAGGCGGGCUCGCGCGCUGGAGGAAGGCCAGCCGGAGAGGAUAUACGCGCAGGAGGACGACAGUGUCGACGCGUAGGACUACCAAAUGUCAAAUGAAAUGCUCUUGAAGACAUUCUCUUGGUCCGGAUUUGGGCAUUUCUAUAUCGUGCACUCCGCAGUUUACCUGCAUCUUUCGCUUUGAAGAGUGUACAUUUGCUAUGUCAUCCACGACCACGAGAUUAGUUCUUGUAAAUGUGGGCAAGUCAUUUGCAUUUUCAAGUGUUGCUAUAGAACUAGACUACUGAACGAAGUGGCUAGAAGGAGAAUAGGAUGGUUGAAGUCUGUAUUUUUAUGGUUUAAUGCAAACUGGUCGUGAUCACAUAAUAAUUCUUUUUGUAGUAGGUAUUUAUUCCUCAAAAAUAGUGUUACUGCUAAUACAA
Messenger RNA from Triticum dicoccoides, 1735 nucleotides. Its product is annotated as probable xyloglucan galactosyltransferase GT19. The transcript has a single exon. The coding region runs from base 34 to 1392 and encodes 452 amino acids. The record is from RefSeq and is a predicted model, not a curated record. Gene Ontology annotation, molecular function: glycosyltransferase activity. NCBI's taxonomy places the organism in Eukaryota, Viridiplantae, Streptophyta, Magnoliopsida, Poales, Poaceae.